CUUGAGUUGAGGAGGUGCGUCCAAACUUUGCGCACACUGUCUGUGAAGUUUUAACGUCAGUAUAACAUUAACCCUGGGAGUUUCCAGCUCCCCGACUGAUUGAUCAUGCUCAUUGGAGAAGAAAGAUAAGACGAUAAUUAAAAAGCCGGACUAGAUGUGACUCAUAUGAAUUAUGUUUAUCUGACUGGGAGUGCGCUCCUCCGGCCAGUGGUGGAUAUAUGGUGGACUCAGGAAGCCGCGACGUUUCUAAUAUAUUUUGCCUCUGCGGAAUUAAUUCGUAACCAUUGAGAUGGAGCACCGUAUCUUGUUGACAUGGAUGCUGUUAUGCAUUUCUUUGCGUCCUUUGGCGUCACAGGAUUCCCUAUCACAAGGAGUGCUGAACUGCUGCGAGGGUGACGUCCUCUUCUUGGUGGAUUCCUCAGGGAGUGUGUCGUCUUAUGAGCAUUCCCGCAUGCUUACGUUCCUGUCUGAGCUACUCCUCCCUUUCUCACUGGGAGAGGAUCAGGUGAGGGUGGGACUUCUGCAGGUUGGCACCAAACCACGCCUCGAAUUUGGCUUUGACAAAUAUACCACCCAAAGUGGCCUCCAGGGGGCUUUGAGCAGCAUCAGACCUCUCAGGGGAGACACCAACACGGUAGAGGCGCUGAAAAUUGCAAAGGAGUGGGUGCUGCAACCCGGAACGACGGGUGGGGCCCGGGGAGGGCUUCCCAGAGUGCUGGUGUGGUUGACUGAUGGGGUGAAACCUGGCGAUGUGAUUGGACCAAUGACUAAAUUGAAGGAAGAGGGUGUAGCUGUGUUGGUAGUGUCCACCGGGCACAGCAACUAUCAGGUGUUGAGGCAAGUGGUGAGCCCACCUGUGGAAAACCACCUGUACUUUGUGGACAUUGAUGACAUGAGCAUAAUCACAGAGGACCUGCGGGAUGCGAUAAUUGAGAUCAUCCGAGCUAAGCGACUCAAUGUCCGAGAUGUCUCUACCAAUUCUGCCACCCUCCAGUGGCGACCCGUUCUGUCUGGACUGAGGGGCCACUACGAGAUCCGCUUCAGUCAGGUUGUGACAGGAGUUGGAGGUGGCGGUGGAAAUGGGACCAGUCCUACCUAUGGUGGAAACCCAUACACAAGAAUUAUUCAGCCAGCAGACUCAAGCACUGCCACGCUAACAGGCCUGAAGCCUGACACCACCUAUACAGCGACACUCAUCCCAGAGACCAAUGAACAAGCAUUUAACAGUCUCUCUGUCACCUUCAAAACAAAGCAAGAGGUGCUGAGCCCAGCUGUGGUAACAGUCUCUGAGUCUGGGCCAACCAGCGUUCGGGUGAGUUGGGGUCCUCUUCAGCCAGAAUUGGUGACAAGUUACUCCGUUGAAUACUCUGCUCUGCCCACGGGCAAGCCCCACACUGUCAGGGUGGGCCCGUUGCAAGACUCUACCAUGCUCAGAGACCUCCAACCGGACACUACUUAUUUGGUCACUAUUAGCGCCCAGCACACUUCAGGAAACAAGAGGGCAAUGUCUGUCAAAGUGUGCACUGAAGAAGUGACUCCAGCCCUGGCAGACCUUCAGCUCACCACAGUGGGGAGUGACUCAGUGCAGGUAGACUGGAAGGGUAGUGUGGCGGGUCUGAGGGGCUACUGGCUCACCUGGGAGGGACAGCAAAGCUCUACACCUGGCCAGCGCUCCUCCUUCUAUCUGCCGCCUGACUCUCUGUCAACACGUCUCACACACCUCCCCCCUUUGGCUAGGGUGUGUGUAUCACCCAUUUACCGGACUGCACGGGGAGAGGGGCUGUGUUGCACAGCCCAGUUUCAUUCAGAUUCUUUUGCAUAUCACUACGGAUUAUAGCCUGCCAAAGCUGCAAGUGCACCUUACCAAACAUGGAGGGACUAUGGCGUGAAGAACGCUGACUUUCAUCCAUAAUUCUUUUCCUUGCCUCUCCCCUCCAUGGACGUUGUCCAGGACAGAUGUGUGGUUUGGCUCACUGAGUGCUCAUGUGGAAGCCAUAGACACUGAAGAGUGGUCUUGUACAAUAUGACCACUUGUUGACUACAAUGAUCUGCACCACAGAGGGAAUCUGUUUUCAGUUUUUAAUUGUCUCAUCUGGUCUACACCUGUAGUAAAUGUAUAAUGCUUCACUUUAAAGCUAGAAGCUUGAGAAACAAAUAUGCUUUCCAGAUCCAGAGCAGGGAACGCUGGGAAUGUUAGUGCUUUAUGUGGCUUGUUUUGGGCAAGGGCUUUAUACCAUAUGUGGGCCAUGUGUCCAAUUCAGAUUUUUUAUUUUUUUUUUCCAGAGACAACAUCUGAUUUACAUUUAGAAUGAGUAAUUUUGACUUGUACUUAAAUAACUUUUCUUUCAGCACAUGCUUGACAGCAUAGGAUACUUGCGUGUGCACACCAGAGUGCAACCCCAGCAUUUAAAUGUAGUCCUUCAUAACAGAACAUACAGGAUUGUUUUGAACUUUGAAGAAAUCAUAAACAGACCAACCACAUGCCCUGAAACUACAGAGAUGCAGUAUUUUAUUCAGGUAUGUGUAACUGAAAGAGACAUUGUAUGUAUAUCUGGACACAGAUAUUUCAUUUGUAUUUAUUAAUCAGAAAUCGUGUAAUUAUGAGGCAACCACUGGCAUCUGUUGUGGCUUAAGAGUAUUUACGGACAUGCUGUUUACGUUUUAAGACUGUUACUUUUUUUUACAGCCAGUCUUUGCUGCCCCCUACUGAAAGGAUCCUUUCAAGCAUAUGACUGAUAUUGUAUUGUCUACUGAGCAAGUGCUAUGUUUUAUGUUUGUCAACUACAAUGAAAUUUGAAACUUUUAAUAAAGCUUUUAAUAAAGUCA
Mugil cephalus (flathead mullet) is the source of this 2826-nucleotide messenger RNA. It is a transcript of the gene vwa1, whose product is annotated as von Willebrand factor A domain containing 1. Gene Ontology annotation, molecular function: protein binding. The coding region runs from base 290 to 1837 and encodes 515 amino acids. Lineage: Eukaryota; Metazoa; Chordata; Actinopteri; Mugiliformes; Mugilidae. The transcript has 6 exons. The record is from RefSeq and is a predicted model, not a curated record.